ACCCUGUUGAAUGUUGAAUUGUUGAUGAUGUUAUGAUAAUCUCAGGUCAGGUAUGGUUCUGGAGUUGUUCUUAUUGCUGAGUGUCCUUCUCCUACCUCCUGUUAGAGGGGACAAAUUAGAGUUCGUAUCAAUUGUGUUUAGACACGGGGCCAGGUCUCCUACUGGACCAUACAAGAAUGACAUUUAUAAAGAAUAUGACUGGCCACAGGGAUAUGGACAACUCUCCAUUGAGGGAAUGAAAGAAGAAUAUAAUUUAGGUAAAUUAUUUCAAAGUCGAUAUCUUGAGUCCGGCUUUAUGAAUGCAACAUACAACAGAACACAAAUAUAUGUUCGCAGUACUCAAUAUGACAGGACGAUAAUGAGUGCCCAAUGUGUACUGGCAGCAAUGUAUCCUCCUACUGAAGAAGAGGAGUUCCAGCCAGGUCUUGAUUGGCAGCCUAUUCCAGUUCACUCUACGAUCGGACCUGAUUAUUUAUUAAGAGGUUUUGCUUCUAAACUUUGUCCUCGUUAUGAACUGCUAAAAAACCAAACAGAGAAAUCAUCAGGUUACCUAGCAACAUGGAAUGACAACAAGGAAUUGUUUGUUGAGCUAUCAAACUAUACUGGGGAACCUGUCAACCUUACCAACAUAUGGCAUAUACAGGACACCCUGUUCCAACAGUGGUAUGCUAAUUACACUACUCCAUAUUGGUACACUACUGAACUGAUGGACAAAUUACAGGAACUAGCAAAUUAUGUUUUAUCAUUACUUUUUGAUAGUACCAUGAAGAAACAAUUAACAGGAGGCCUGUGGGCUAACGAGGUUAUUGAGAAUAUGGAGGAUAAGUCUUCAAAGGAAAGUAAUUUAACACAGAGAAUGAUCCUUUAUUCAGCACAUGAUACUACUGUGGCUGCAAUGUUGAGUGUCUUUAAUUUAUUUGAUAAAAAGCAACCACUUUUUUCAGCUGCCUUUGUAAUUGAACUAUAUUCAAAUGAUGACAAUGGACAUUAUGUGAAGUUUUUAUAUCAUAAUGAAACUAAAAGUGAUCAGUUUCAUGAACUAACUCAUCCAAACUGUGAAACCAACUGUCCAUUGGGAAAAUUGAAACAGAUAAUGAAGCCAUAUUUGGUAAGCAACAUCAGUCAAAUUGAAGAAUUGUGUUCAUUAGAUGAACCAACUCAACCCACAAGCGGAAACAAAGCUACGGUGAUAGGGUUAGGCGUGGCACUGGGUGUGGCUUUGGUGUUAUUAAUAACUACACUGGCUAUAUUGAUCAUAUUUUGUAUUCGUGUCAAGAGAAAUAAUGAAUAUCAAAUGUUACAAGACAGCACUUCUUCAAAUGAUAAACUUUAAUUAAAAUAUUUUAAAAUUAUUAUCACAUACAGAUAGAUUAUACACACAAACAAUAAUAAUAACAA
Messenger RNA from Amphimedon queenslandica, 1398 nucleotides. RefSeq names its product prostatic acid phosphatase-like. The transcript has 12 exons. Bases 53 to 1333 code for a protein of 426 amino acids. Gene Ontology annotation, biological process: dephosphorylation. The record is from RefSeq and is a predicted model, not a curated record. Gene Ontology annotation, molecular function: phosphatase activity. Lineage: Eukaryota; Metazoa; Porifera; Demospongiae; Haplosclerida; Niphatidae.